AUGCCUCUCCCCCAUCUCUCUCUCUCUCCCUCCCCACCAGGAUCAGAAACACACACUCAGCGGAGGAGACGGACUGGCCGGCGUGGAGAGACCGCACGGACGGGAGAGAGACACCAGCGCAAUCGCAGCGGCCAGACGCAGGGAGGGGGAGAUACCGGCUCUGCACGCGCCGCCGUGUUGCCGCGGUCGACCCGAGAUCAGCCGCGGCAUGGAUGUGAAUCAGCCGCCUUCGGGGGAGGUGCACGUGUGUGCGCGUGCAUGAGCGAUAAGGAGAAGGGGGGGGGAGAGAGAGAGAGAGAGAGAGAGAGAGCGGGGGAGUGAGAACCUGGCUCCCGCCACACAGCGAGAGCGUUGGAUAGAAGGAGGAGGAGGAGGAGGAACGGAGGGGGAAAUCAAGAGCGGGUGGAGGAGAGGGAGAGGAGAGGGUGGUUCAAAAACAGAAGAAGAAGAAAGAAAAAAAAAGGAAGAGCGGGGUAGCGUUGACUUUCACCGCCGACUGAAGGGAGCGGAUCGCUGCGAGCAGAUGUGCAACAACUCCGGGAACUACCGCCACAGCCCGCGUGCCUCCGUCACCUCCACCUCCGCCCCCUGCCUCCGCCGUCUCCGUCUGCCCCCCCCCAACUUCUGCCUGGGCUCAGCCUCCUCCCAACUCGCCCCCCCUGGGGGAAUGGACUUACACCGGCACGGCCGCGCACCCGGGCUCCCGACUCCCCCCUCGCACCAGUGAUUCAGCGUCUGAGGAACCAUGGUGAGCAAGGAGGCUGGCAAGUACGCGCUCACCAACCACUCAGAGUCCGAGUCGGAGGCGGGCCCCUCUGCGGGCCCCUCGCUGGCCCUGGAGGUGAAGUACCCACUGGACGCCGGCCAGCAGCAGCAGCAGUCGGUGCGGAAGCGGAACAAGGCGCUGCAGGUGCGCUUCAAGGACAUCUGCGAGGCGCAGAACGAGCAGCAGCGCGAGGCCGCCGCCCUGCAGGCCGGGGGCCGGCCCGCCAAGUCCUCGUCCUACAAAGUGGCGCACCGCAAGUACAUGACCGUGCCGGCGCGCCGCUCCAUCCCCAACGUCACGCGCAGCACGGGCGUGCAGACCUCGCCCGACCUGCGCAAGCGCUACCAGACCUUCCCCUUCGAGCGCAAGAAGGGCCACACCUUCAAGCACGCGGCGGCGGUGGAGACGUACACGGCCCGCGACAACGGCUUCGUGGUGGUGGAGGUGGUGCCGCCGCCGCGGGCGCCACCGCAGCCGCCGCGGGCGCUCGCCGGACGGGGGCUGGACGAGGAGGAGGAGGAGGAGGCGGCGGCGGCGUGCGGCCGGGGUGGGGUCCGUCGGACCCGGGCCCUGCUCCACACCAACGAGUGCGUGGCCACGGUGGAGCAGCACAGGGCGCCGGCGGCCCUGUGCUCCGACGCGCUGCUGCUGAGCUGCCCUGCGGAGGUCAGCGCCCUCCCGGACGCGCCACCAGGGGGCGGCGGCGGCGGGGACUACCAGCUCUGCAGCGUCCCCCCGUCCGGGAACCCCAGGCCCCGGCCGCAGCGGCGGGAGGACGGGGCGGGCUGCGGGGCCAAGAGGCAGCUGCUGAACGUGGAGGAGGGCUCGGCCCGCACCCUGCCGGACAGGGUGUCCAGGGUCACGGGCCCCCUCACCUGGAACUCCCUCACGCAGGUGGAGUGUCUGGACAGCCCCUCCGUGAGGAGGAAGAAGGGCCUGCAGCUCAACGGCCUGCAGUCUCAGACGCUGCCCCGAGCCGGGGCCGGGGCCGGGUGCUCGAGGCAGCCGCCGCCCUCUCCGCCUCUACGGGCCACGGAGGGCCCGCCUCUCCUGUCCCCGUGCGGCGCGGGGGGGCCCGGGGGAGCGAUGGCGCUGGGUCCGGGGUCGCCGGAGGCGUGUAAGCAGAUAGUGCCAGUGACUAAAGACGGGGAUGUUAAAGCACAGCUGCAGGUCAUGGAGAACAUGAUCAGCUCCAGUCAGGAGACCAUCAAGGUGCUGCUGGGGGUCAUCCAGGAGCUGGAGAAGGGCGAGGCCCACAGAGAAGGCCUCUCUUAUCGAACGGGACAGGACACAGCAAACUGCGACACGUGUCGCAACAGCGCAUGCAUUAUUUACAGUGUGGAGCUGGACUUCAAACAGCAGGAGGACAAGCUGCAGCCUCUAAUGAAGAGGCUGUGCCCCCCCGAGGAGUCUGGAUUCCCCCCGCUGCCUUACCCCCAGGAGGCCUUCACCUCCACGCCCAAACGCAAGUCCAAAGCCGACUCCAAGAAGCACCCGCGCUGGAAACUUUGGUUCCUUUGAACCCCGGAUGCAGAAGAAGAGUUAAAAGAAGACCGCGCUUCGGUCCACAGAGUCGACGCCCCCCCCCCCCCCCCCCACCCUCCC
Molecule: messenger RNA, 2371 nt
Organism: Gadus morhua (Atlantic cod)
Lineage: Eukaryota; Metazoa; Chordata; Actinopteri; Gadiformes; Gadidae
Product: inhibitory synaptic factor 2A
Exons: 4
Coding region: 746-2287 (513 amino acids)
Biological process (GO): inhibitory postsynaptic potential
Cellular component (GO): postsynaptic density
Source: RefSeq, a predicted model, not a curated record